ACCCACGAUCCCGUCGCACGAUCUGCAACUGCCACUCCACGACUCCGCCCUUCUUUUACUCGCUCCCUCCGUUCUCGCCUCCUCAUAUACUCCGUCCCUUCCCGAUCUCCCCCAUUCACACACACUCGCGGCUGAGCCAAACCAAACCAAACCAUGGCGCCUCUGCUCCUGCUCUUCCUCCUCGGCGGCCUCUGCGCCUUCUUCUCCCUGGCCUCGGCGGCCUCGCGCGCCGCCAGCAAGAAGUGCGGCGCCGGCGGCAGAAACUGCGAGCAGGGCAAGAGCCUUGUGGAGGAGGAAGAAGAAGAGAGGGCCAAGGCGCCGGAGCGGGACCGGGAGGAUGCGGACCUAGGGAUCGUGUUCUCCACGUUCGACCACGACGGCGACGGCUUCAUCACGGCGGGGGAGCUGGAGGAGUCGCUCAGCCGCCUCGGCAUCGCCGUCUCCGCCGCCGAGGCCGCGCUCAUGGUCGCCCGCGUCGACGCCAACCGCGACGGCCUCAUCGACAUCCACGAGUUCCGCGAGCUCUACGACUCCAUCCCCAAGAAGCGCACCCACAACCCCUCGCUCCCUUCUUCUCCCGUGGACGCCGCGGCGGCGGAGGGCGCCGGCGAUGGCGACGAAGACGAAGAGGAAGAGGAGGAGAUGGACCUGAGGGAGGCCUUCGACGUGUUCGACGGCAACAAGGACGGGCUCAUCUCCGCCGAGGAGCUCGGCACCGUGCUCGGCUCGCUCGGCCUGCGCCGGCCCGGCCCCGGCGGCCGCCGCCCCGCCGCCGCCGAGUGCCGCGACAUGAUCCGCCUCGUCGACAGCGACGGCGACGGCAUGGUCAACUUCGAGGAGUUCAAGCGCAUGAUGACCGUCGUCAAGGCAUAGCGCUCUCCCCUUUCCUCCCCUUCCUCCUCACAGAUCUCACACAAACAAACACACGGAUCAGCAAAAGGGGAACAUGGAGCGGGUAACAUCAAUUUGUUCUUGGAUUGGAUCGGAAGAGACGAUGGAGAGAAAGAAGAACGUACUCUACUAAUCAGUUAACACCGAUCAAGAGCGUGUGCUUGUUUACGGGAUGGGGGAUUGGAAGCUAAAUCAGCUUCUUGCUCCGUGUUUCUCCCCCUGUUCUUGCUGAUUAGUGUUCCCCAGUUCAUUUCGUUUCUUUUCUUCCUCUUCCUCUUCCUUUUUGCAGUCUAAUUAGCAGUAAUUCCCUACUUUCUCUACUGACUAGUACUCUGUCAAGUAUGCAUGUAAAUAUUAUUUCUUGGCCACUGGCUGCUGGUGAAUGGAAAAUUUGAAUGGGUGCAAAAGAAUUGUAUUGCUC
Molecule: messenger RNA, 1312 nt
Organism: Brachypodium distachyon (stiff brome)
Lineage: Eukaryota; Viridiplantae; Streptophyta; Magnoliopsida; Poales; Poaceae
Product: probable calcium-binding protein CML30
Exons: 1
Coding region: 154-873 (239 amino acids)
Molecular function (GO): calcium ion binding
Source: RefSeq, a predicted model, not a curated record